Staurois parvus is the source of this 321-nucleotide messenger RNA. The record is from the annotation of a GenBank genome assembly. Lineage: Eukaryota; Metazoa; Chordata; Amphibia; Anura; Ranidae.
UCCACAGUCUCUGGUAAUCUCCUUUACUGUCUGCAGUCUCUGGUCAUCCCCUGCACUGUCCACAGUCUCUGGUCAUCCCCUGUACUGUGUCCGCAGUCUCUGGUCAUCCCCUGUACUGUGUCCGCAGUCUCCGGUCAUCCCCUGUACUGUGUCCGCAAUCUCCGGUCAUCCCCUGUACUGUGUCCGCAGUCUCUGGUCAUCCCCUGUACUGUGUCCGCAGUCUCUGGUCAUCCCCUGUACUGUGUCCGCAGUCUCUGGUCAUCCCCUGUACUGUGUCCGCAGUCUCUGGUCAUCCCCUGUACUGUCCGCAGUCUCUGGUCA